UCUCGGUGCCAGCAUCUAGUUAGCAAUUAACUGAUCAGCACUGAGAUUGCCAAGCCAAGAGAAAACAAAGGCUGUCAUAAGAAAUAAAGAGGAAUGAAAGAAGCGAUGCCUGGAUAACGUCUCCUUCUCUAUAGGAUGGUAGAGAGCGGGUUGUGUCUCCCCAACCCGCACAGGAGGAGAUAACUCGUACCGGAGCGAGCUGCGGAUGGAUGGACUGCACCACCCUGUGGCAGGAGGGGUGGACAUAGCACCGCACAGAGAAAACCCUCCUCCUGGUUCAGCCUCCAUUCCUCCAGUGUGAGUAGAGCAGUCCGCCAUCUCGCCGCCUGUACACAGCGCUGUGAGGCCGGGGAGGAGAGCACAGAGCCCGGCUGUGAGGCCGGGGAGAAGAGCACAGAGCAGGGCCGUGUGCCGGUAAUAGAACGCCGGCCAUUCCUGCCUCCCUCUCCCCCGCCGCUGACCUGUCCCCGCCCCUCUCCCAUCACAAGCUGCGGCUGCAGGGCAGGCGAGCCUCCUCUCCUUGUUUGUUGUCCUUGUCUUCUGGUCUAUGGUGACAACGCUGACAUGGGGUGCACGGCUUAACCGGUCCCACGUGACCCUGAUUAUCCGAGUGCCAUCCUGAUCCGGACAGGAGGACGAUGAGCGAUCAGUGAUCAACAAUCCCUGCACAUACGGCUCCAUUCAUCCCACGGCUCAGUCAGUAGGUGAGAGUGUAUCCCGCUUCAUCCAAGGAUGCCGCUUGUUAAAAGAAACAUCGAUCCCAGGCAUCUGUGCCACACUGUUCUUCCAAGGGGAAUCAAGAAUGAACUGGAAUGUGUAACCAAUAUCUCUUUGGCAAAUAUCAUUCGACAACUAAGUAGUCUGAGUAAAUAUGCAGAAGACAUAUUCGGGGAACUGUUCAACGAGGCUCACAGCUUUUCCUUCAGAGUGAACUCAUUACAAGAACGCGUUGACCGGUUAUCUGUCAGUGUAACACAGCUUGAUCCUAAAGAGGAGGAACUCUCAUUGCAGGAUAUUACAAUGAGGAAAGCUUUUAGAAGUUCUACCAUUCAGGAUCAGCAGCUGUUUGACCGCAGAACCUUGCCAAUUCCACUUCAUGAAACCUAUGAGUUGUGUGAACAUCCACCACCUCUUGAUAUCCUAACACCCUACAGAGAUGAUGGUAAAGAAGGCCUAAAAUUUUACACAAAUCCAUCCUACUUCUUUGAUUUGUGGAAAGAGAAGAUGUUGCAGGACACAGAGGACAAACGGAAGGAGAAGCGAAAACAAAAGGUCGGAUUGGCUGCAGAAAAGCAAAAGAAUAUUGAUCGUCCGCAUGAACCAGAGAAAGUGCCUCGAGCUCCACAUGACAGACGUCGUCAGUGGCAGAAGUUGGCUCUGGGUGCUGAGCUGGCAGAAGAUGAUUUAGAUUUUGGACUGAAGCAUGUGGAGAUAGUAAAUGGACCAACAUCACAUUAUGAAACAAGGCCACAAGCUUAUGGAGAAAAUUCAGAUGGAACCUUCUCGCUUGCAGCGCUACCUUACAGCCAGAUGAAUGAUCUUCUGAACAGGGUUCAGGGUGAAGAAAGGGUUUUGGUAAGGCCUCAUGAACCACCACCUCCUCCACCAAUGCACGCUGCCGGAGAUGGAAAAGCCAUGCCAGUUAUCAGUGCCACACAAGGUUUGAAUGAAAACCGGCCACAGUCUCCAGCUAUAGGAAGAACGCAAGUGUUUGUGAGCCCUUCUCCACCACCACCACCACCUCUUCCUCCUCCUCCUCCACCCCUUCCAUCUGCACUUUCUGCAUCUUCACUGCGCUCAUCUAUAUCGUCCACUCCUCCGCCUCCUAUUCCUCCACCACCACCACCUCCUGCAACUAGCUUACAGAAUACUGUUGUGCCACCAGCACCAGCUCCUCUUCAGAUAGCACCUGGAGUACUUCACCCAGCAGCACCUCCUGUUGCCCCUCCUCUUGUACAGCCUUCUCCUCCUCCAUCAUCACGUUCUGCUCAACCAGGUGAAGCUGUGCCAGUACAUCCACUUCCACAAACUGAAGCACUGGGGCUUCCACCACCUCCUCCUCCACCACCUUUACCUCCUCCUGGAAUGCGUCCCUCUUCCCCUGUUGCAGUCCCACCACUCUCUCACCCCCCUGCAGGUUUACAUCCUCUAGCAUCUAUUGUACCUGGCUCUCAUGCUCCUUUGCUUCCCUCAUCCCCACCAUCACAAGUUGCUCUUGAGCCCAAGCGACAUCCAUCUACUCUGCCAGUAAUUAGUGACGCAAGAAGUGUUCUACUGGAAGCAAUACGAAAAGGUAUUCAACUUCGUAAAGUUGAAGAACAGCGCGAACAGGAGGCCAAGCACGAGCGUAUUGAGAAUGAUGUGGCUACCAUCUUGUCUCGGCGAAUCGCUGUGGAAUACAGCGACUCAGAAGACGAUUCCGAGUUUGAUGAAGUGGAUUGGGAGUGAAACAUGUUACAUAGUUAAACACUACAAACUGGAAUGCUGAUGUCAAUUGUGGUGCUUGUUCUUUGAAAAAGUUUGGUCAUUUCUAGUGUUUUGUAUCUUUAUUAACUUACGCCAUCAGAAAAAAUAAACUUUUUCCUUUUUUUUUUUUUUUUUUUUACUUUUAAUUUUUUUUCUACUUUUAGUUUACAGCAAGGUUAGCAACUCUGACAUUUUAGUGUGACCUUUUUACCAAUCUUUUAUAGGGAAAUGGAAGUGUUGUUCCAAUAGACCACUAAGUAUUACGACUGGGCAGCUGUCAAGAUGUAGAAUAGAAAGCGGAAAAAAAAAAAUUUCUUUAGGUAUACUUUGUGCACUUUGUGAAUUUUAAGUUAAUGAAGGCGACUAAAGAGUGAAAUUCCAAGGGCAACUAUAUUUACUAUGGGCCUUAUUUUAUUUUUUAUUUGCUGUUUUCAUAGCAUUAAACCUGACUCUGAAGAUUACUGCUCAUAGCUAGGUCUGUACACUGACACAGGAAGUGCAACUGGUACAUGCAUAGAACAAAGGCAGCCAUUUUGCUAUUUAAUAUUUUGGGUGGACGCCAUUAGGUUGUGCCUGCUGACACCUUAUUUACUGUAUGUCUUCUGAACAUGGCUAUUUAUACUUGCUGGUUAACCACGCCGUGUUCUAGUAAAAAGCUUUUAGAUAAGUCUGACUGUUCCUGCUGCAUUGUCUGUAAUGUGAAGGUAAAUUAAAGGGUAUGUAAACCCUAACAGUGAACUUCUGUUAUUUUACGCCUAUAUGGUUUGUUAAUCAUACAAUUAAAAGUGUUUUGCUAUAUUAGUUUGAUAUGUGCAAAAAAUACCUGUUGAUUCAGCCAGAAAUGUCGACUUUCUGUGCUCUCUUCCUCUGCUGACUGAUAUCAGUUAUAUUGUUGAGGGGGAAUUCAUAUAAGUCUUAACCUGCUUCUGUUCUCCCAAUACAGUAAGUGUUUUUUUCAUACCAGGAUAGUAAGUGUGUUACUGGCACAAUCAACAGUUGAAAAUAAAGGAAUAAAGCUUGAAAAAAGAAAACGACUUCACCACCCCCUCUAAGGACUAUUUAUAUAUCUUUGUUUUUGUGCUUUAAAAUAUGGAAUCCAUGUGUGACCUCUUGGUGUUCAAGGCAAGGAGCCUGAUACAGAAAUGUUACCCCAAGAUAUAAAAGAAUCAAGCUGGUGGUUCACCCAGUUGUUGUGCAUCCAGAACCAGAGUUACCGUACAUUUUAGCAGGCAUUCUGGCAGCUUACAACAUGGCCACCUUUACUAUGCCUGACAGGUUUACUUGAAAUGUUUUCAAACUAAAAGUAAAUGGGCUUCGACGCCUCAGUGUAUUUACUUGAGUGGGUGCUCCUACCAGUACUCUAUUUAAAAGGAGCAGGAGGACUUUUGUCCCAUAUUGCCACAGCUAUUCGUGUCCAUCUAUUCAGGUAUAAAGGCACUCAUAGAAUAUCGUAUCUGAAUGGCACAGUCGAAGGUUGGAUCACUCGGAGGCUGGGGUUUACCUUUUAUUUAAAAUGGACCUGUCACUUUUCAGGCAUUUUGUACAUAAGUUUGAUGCAGGAUAUGAAAUUUUGUAAUCUAUGUUGUUUGCCAAAAGGCAGAUACUUGCAUUAAAAUCAUUGAUGUAUAAGAACCUUCAAAUGAAAGGUCAUCUUCACAGUUAUAAACACCUUUAAGAUAUAAAAAAAGAAAAGAAAAAUAUUAGCUAUUGUUUUUUUUGGUUGUUUUUUUUUUUUUUCUUUUUAAAUAAUGGCCUUAUUUGAAUGCUGAGGUAUUUUUAUGUACAUGUUGUUGGUACUAUUUUGCCUGUAUUCUAAAGUAAUGAAAAUACACGUGAAAACUUUAAACAUUCUGUGUAACUUAUGUAACUGCUGUUAAAAAAAGACUGAUUUAAUAAAUUCCUCAUUUUAAGUGAA
Messenger RNA from Rana temporaria (common frog), 4381 nucleotides. RefSeq names its product WASP family member 1 (gene WASF1). The transcript is spliced from 10 exons. NCBI's taxonomy places the organism in Eukaryota, Metazoa, Chordata, Amphibia, Anura, Ranidae. Gene Ontology annotation, biological process: positive regulation of Arp2/3 complex-mediated actin nucleation; actin cytoskeleton organization. Gene Ontology annotation, cellular component: SCAR complex; cytoskeleton; lamellipodium. The record is from RefSeq and is a predicted model, not a curated record. Gene Ontology annotation, molecular function: Arp2/3 complex binding; actin binding; protein kinase A regulatory subunit binding. The coding region runs from base 733 to 2448 and encodes 571 amino acids.